Peromyscus eremicus (cactus mouse) is the source of this 4239-nucleotide messenger RNA. RefSeq names its product transmembrane protein 229B (gene Tmem229b). NCBI's taxonomy places the organism in Eukaryota, Metazoa, Chordata, Mammalia, Rodentia, Cricetidae. The record is from RefSeq and is a predicted model, not a curated record. Bases 812 to 1315 code for a protein of 167 amino acids. The transcript has 6 exons.
GCGCGGGGGGAGCCCGAGCGCCGGGCGUGGGGGCUGGGAGCAGGCGGCGCAGGAGAGCGCCCCGAGUCCCGGCGCGGGAGGAGGAGCGGGAGCCAGCCCGAGAGACCGCGCUCCUGGCCGCACCUGCGUCGGGCAGACGGUCGCCCGGCCCUGCCCUGCCUUGCCCUACCCUCGUCCCCGGCCCGGCACCGGUAGGUGCCCGCGAUGUCCGCAGAGAGGCCUUUCCGCCGCGGAGAGAGAUGCUCAGGCCAGUCCAGGACAUCUGUGUGAGCCCCACAAGUGGAAGCUGAUUUGUCCCUCAUGCAGAUGGCGUAGAAGAACGUGGCUGCUGAUGUUACUCAGCUUUAUUGCACACAGUGGGAUAUUAAAGGAGCCCCGGAGCCCUCUCUUUAGCUCUCUACCCACCUACCAAGACAAGACUUGAACCUACUGAAAGGAAUGUCUCAAGCACGCUAAUGGAGAAACUGGAAAGAAACUUGUACAAAAUAACUGGCCACAGGAUAGACUGAGGAGACCACACUAUACGCAAGAUCUGAGUAGACAUGGGCCUUGAAGAUGAGGUUCAGGAGGGAAGCAGCUUGAAGGCACAAUGCACUGGGCUUCAAAGGGAGACACCUGGAAGCUGCCAGCCAACCAGCCAAGAGUUAGCUGAGCUCUGGAGUGAAUGCUUGUCCACAUCGCUGAGAAUGGCACCAAGGUCCAGUCUGAUACCAAGACAAGGUUAAACCAGGACACAGCGGCACAGCGAUCCUGAUGUCUGUUCCCAGCCCUGCGGUCAAGGCUGAGUUAACAGGAAGCCCAAGUCGUCACCAUGGCUUCUGCCGAGCCCCUGACAGCACUGUCCCGUUGGUACCUGUAUGCCAUCCACGGCUACUUCUGCGAGGUGAUGUUCACGGCGGCCUGGGAGUUCGUGGUGAAUUUUAACUGGAAGUUCCCGGGGGUCACGAGCGUGUGGGCCCUCUUCAUCUACGGCACCUCCAUCCUGAUCGUGGAGCGCAUGUACCUGCGCCUACGGGGCCGCUGUCCUCUGCUGGUGCGCUGCCUCAUCUACACGCUCUGGACCUACCUGUGGGAGUUCACCACGGGCUUCAUUCUGCGCCAGUUCAACGCCUGUCCCUGGGACUACUCCCAGUUCGACUUUGACUUCAUGGGUCUCAUCACCCUGGAGUACGCUGUGCCCUGGUUCUGUGGGGCCCUCAUCAUGGAGCAGUUCAUCAUCCGCAACACCCUCCGCCUACGCUUUGACAAGGAUGCAGAGCCCGGGGAGCCUGCCAGUCCGCCAGCCCUGGCCAAUGGCCACGUGAAGACCGACUGAGUUCAGAAGAUUAAUGUGAGAACCUAAGGCCUCUCCGAGGAACUCCAACGACAGAGAGACCACGCUGGUGGGGUUACCCCUUGGUUCAGCACAAGCCCUGCCCCCCAAAUGGGUCUUAGUCCAGUAGGGCAAACACAACUACACAUGGUGGGCAGUGGGAUGGUGUGGGGGAGUUGGGUGUCCAGACAACAGAAGGACACUGGGACUGGUCCAUGGCUCUCCACCCAUCCUGGGGGCUGGAGCCUGGGCGAUGAACAAUUGGACUUCGUGGAUGACUUUGGAAGCAGCAGGCCUGUCCUGAUGAAGGGACAUGAACUCUGGGGCCACGGGUGGGAGACAAGGUCUGAGGAGGCCUUGGCUGCUGUUGGGGCCACCACCCCACCUGUCCCCUGGCUUCAGCUGGGCUUUGGCUGGCCCUAUUAGGCAAUAUUCAGGUGCUUGCUUGCAACCAAUACCUCCCCAGGGGCCUCUGAGCUGCAGCCUGAGAGAGACCCAGCAGCCAGCAGGCUGCUUGGUGGCACUGCUCUUGUACAAGGGCUGGGAAAAACGUCCUCUGGCCCUUCCCCCUCCCCCAGGGCCCCACGCUGCUCCCAUGGCCUUCUGGGGGGCCCCUGUGGUGCUGGAUCCCCACCAACCUUGGGCUCUUGGGGGUUUCAAUCCCGUGUGUUCGGUGGCGUUUCCCCUUUCUCUUACGUUCAAGACAUUUCCCACUAGCAGGCAGCCAUUAUCUGUCGGUCACCAUAUCCGGAUUCCCCUCUCCCGGCUCCCUACAGAACACAGCAGUGGCCAGAGGCGCAGCUCUAAAAUGGGCCCCACUGCCUUCCUGCAGCCUUCCCUCCCCCUUCAUCUGGGGACGGGGGCCAGCCUGCAUCCCUGGCCCAGGGAUGGUGGUCUGGUGCCCCCUCCCUGCAGAGGUCCUACUAAACAUGCAUAGUAUUCCCCCAAUGCCCAUCUAGGCCUAGAGGGGUUGUUCUGUGGCUCCACAGUGGGGGGAAGAGAAAAAGGCAGAGUUCUAGGUCCUAUUUGCCCACAUUGGUUUAUUUACAAGCCAGUUAGUCAAUAUGACUUCCUGUGAAAUAGGGGAGCAGGUAUCUAGCUGGAGACCCAUGGGGAAUUAGAUAUGGAAGACCAUGGAAGGUUCUUUGGAGCCCCUUCUCUGGAAAAAGAUGUGUUCUACCAUAGCCUCAGCUCAGCAGCUAACCCUCGGGGCUGCUGCUCCUACAACAACUCCUGGCUAGGCUGACCCUUCGAGCUUGUUCCUCAAACAGUAUUAGCCCUGCCACACUCAUGGGCGUUGUGAGCUCGGUUGUCUUAGCUUGCCCCCAUGAUGGGUCCAUUGCUGGCAGUGGACAGGUGGAAUCCUUAUUCCAGGCCCUUCUGAUUUUUGUCCUCCACUCUUUGAAAGGAUGAGUCAGUCCAUCAAAGAGUGUCCGUCCCACGUGGCAGGCUCCUCUUGGCCACCCUGGGGACUCCGAGGUAGCAGUCAGCCUUUUCUUUCUUAUAGAUCAUUUAAAAAGGGAUGGUGCCACUGUAGAGAGUCUCUGAAGCAUACAGAGAGCACCAGGCGAGGGUCAGCAGCAGGGCUGGGAGAAAGACUCAACCUUCUGUGGCACCCUUCCCCACAGUUCUCUCUGUCCAGGGCAGAAUGAAGUGUUUCCUUGAGUAGACAUCAUCAAACACCAUUCUGUGUGUGUGUGUGUGUGUGGUGGGGGCUGCUUCUGGUUUUGUUGUAGCCUGGAUUCUAGGACUUUGUGGGUUCCAGGGAUUCAGGCCUCCAAUGGGAGUGGUUGCUUUCCAUCUACAAGUGGUGAGACUUCCUUAUUUUAUAGGCCCCUUCCUCCAUUCUGUGUUAUCUCAAUUCCCUGAAUCCUAAUGCCUCUCUAGGCCACCUCACACCUACCUUCGCAGCUGAGUCUAGUGGCUUGCUGAGGUGUACCAGCAUUCAUUAAGACCCCAGUUCUCAACCAGAGAAAGCCAUUGGGUGGCCCCUGGUCUCAGCACUCCAGAUGUUGCCUUACAGGCAUUCCCUGGCACCAUUUUUCUCAAGCCCCUUUAGUCCCCUGUUGGAAGGGUUUCCUGGAGUGAAUCUGUUUGCCUAGCAGCACUCAGCAAUGUGUGAUCUGCUUAUGCAGGUCCCCUGUUCUCCUGUGGCCCCUCCUAGGCACAGAAUCCCCAGCCAGGGGAAGCUACAAUGUAAGGCCUGACCGCAGACCCAUAGGCUCAGAUCUCACCCAGUGUAGCCCAGAUUUCAGCUCUUGCUUUAUUGGCUAUCUUCAGGGCUCCAACCCCUUAGUGCACAGGGACACAAAGUUUGGGGUCACCAAGCCUUUCUGAGCAGUGGGGAGUCCACUAGCUGUUUAUGGAGCCUCUGAUGUUCUGAGCCCAAGGCAGCCAUCUCAGAGUUUCGGAUCAUAAGUAUGCUGCCCUGCAUGGUUGAGUUGCUUUGGAUGUCUGCUAGGCUUCCAGUGCCCUGUCCCCUCCUCAUGCCAGAGAGUCACAAUGGCCUGUGCUUAUUCACAGCAAUAAUACAUAGGGAGCAUCUGUGAGUCCCUUUUGUCCUGGUCCCUUACUCUUCAUGGAUCUCCCAGGAGGCUGCUGAGUGGGUCAGUUCAUGUGAGAAUCUAUGUCUGAAGCUCUGGGCUGUGCAAAGUGUUGGCUGCAGGAGGCAGGUGAGAGGAGAGACCUAGCCAUGAACUAUGACUAAGGCAGAGAGCGUGCCUUCCACCCUGAGGCCACCAUACCUGGAUGAGCUGGAGGCCCCAGUUUUGGAACAGGCCCUUUGAAAUGGAUAAGACUGUCUUCCAACUGGAUGGCUCUUGAGAAAGGCACAUGACUGACUUGUGAGCCCAUUGCCUGCUCUGUCUGUCUAUCUCUUCCUUUUCAUAAUUGUGCACAUAAAAUAUACUGGUGUUUGUGUUCCCGGA